CAGCAACGCGCUUGGAUACCAGAAAUCUUAUAAAACUGACAGGUUCACGCCGGAGUACCUUCAUUUGUCGUCCCUGAGUUCAAGUUCAACAUGACUGUCGGGUUGAGAUGUGUUUUACUGCUGCUGGUAGCAGUGAGUGUGGCUUCAUCCCACACGAUCAAAUCGCUGGUGGCGGAAUGCAAGCAAACAAUGCCGGUCAGUGAUGAGUUGGAAAAGUCCUUCCUGGAGUUUCAGUUUCCACCGGAGGAGCAAACCACACGCUGCAUGAUCAAAUGCAUUGGGGAAAAGAUGCAGCUUUUCGACACCGAGACGGGAUUCCAUUUGGACAACAUUAGGACGCUACUGUUGGGAGCGGACAGUUCCAAGGAGUUCAGCGAGGAACAGUUGAAGUGCCUGGAGAAGGUCGGCGAUGAUGAGCAGGAUGAGUGCGGGGCGGCAUUCCAGACCUAUCAGUGUUUCGAGCAGGAGUUUCUGGAGGUUAUGAAGAAGGACGAGGAGGAGCAGGAGUGAUUUGUUCUUAGUUUAGUGUGUAAAUUAUGAUGUAGAAAUAUAUGAAAAUGUCCAAAGAUGAUAGUCUGAGAAACUA
This is a messenger RNA of Topomyia yanbarensis, 586 nucleotides long. Its product is annotated as general odorant-binding protein 99a-like. Gene Ontology annotation, molecular function: odorant binding. Lineage: Eukaryota; Metazoa; Arthropoda; Insecta; Diptera; Culicidae. The record is from RefSeq and is a predicted model, not a curated record. Gene Ontology annotation, biological process: sensory perception of smell. The transcript is spliced from 2 exons. Bases 91 to 510 code for a protein of 139 amino acids.